GUUGUUUUCUAAUCUCACACAAUAAAGCAAAAGUAAGAAUCGCGAAAGUACAAUUUGGCUGAAAGUGAAUAAUUAAAGAUGUCCAAGUCGCUGAAUUUGCGCAGUAAGGGCCAAACAGCGUCAGUUCAAAUAAGCACAUAUAGAGAUCAACACUUUAAGGGAAGCCGAAACGAUCAAGAUCAUCUCUUAUUAUUAUCAACUACUCUGUAUGUUGGUAAUUUAUCAUUCUACACAACAGAAGAACAGAUAUUUGAUUUAUUUAGCCGAGCUGGUGACGUAAAGAGAGUUAUAAUGGGCCUAGAUAAAGUCAGGAAAACACCAUGUGGAUUCUGCUUUGUUGAAUAUUAUUCACGAGAAGAUGCAGAGAAUGCUAUAAGAUACGUUAAUGGUACGAGACUGGACGACAGAAUUAUAAGAACUGACUGGGAUGCUGGAUUUAAGGAAGGAAGACAAUAUGGUCGAGGCAAAAGUGGAGGGCAGGUUCGUGAUGAAUACAGAUCAGAUUUUGAUGAAGGAAGAGGAGGAUACGGCAAGAUCGUUUCAAAUAAAAUACGUACUCGAGAUACGUGAAAUUGGAAGAUUCUGUAUUAUCAGUGUAAGACAGGAUCGUGUUGAAGACAUUUUAAAAAUUCAUUCAUCGUGGACAUGUGUUAUUUGUGUAUUUGUCAUUGGUUCACAUCAGGGCUCAGGUUUUAAUCAUGUUUGCCAGUCUUGACUGUUCGGCUGGAAUAUUUGUUUAAUUUGUCUGUCAGUCUAUUUAAAUGUCAUAAAUUUAUUUAUUUUAAAGAAUUGAUGUUUAAAUCACAAUACACUAUAACUCUGGUAUCAUUUAGUUGUACUGUUUUAGCAGGAGUUUCUGUUUUUAUACGCCCACAUUUUCAUGUGGACGUAUAUAGUCGUCGCCACAAUUUGUUUGUGGACAAUCUACAUGUCACAAUUUUUAUCCGAUUUUGAUGAAACUUGAAAUAUGGGUUUUUCUUGCAAAGAUAUUGGCAUGUAUCGGACAGCAGAUUCAUCGAUUAUGUCCCCUGAUUGUACAAAAAAAUCAUGUUUUUAGCUUGUGGACACUCUGAGGUCACAAUAUUGAUCUGAUUAAGAUGAAAGUUGAAAUGUAUGUUUUUAACCCAAAGAUAUUGGUUCUUUUCGAUAUUAGCGCAUAUCGGACUAUAACUUCCUGGAUUAUGGCCCCUGAUUGUACGAAAAAUCAUGUUUCUAGCUUGUGGACCCUAUAGAGGUCACAGUUUUUAUCCGAUUUAAAAUACCCUUCAAAUAUAUCAUCGUAACACCAUAAUGAUGAUUGAGUUCGAAUUUUGUGAAAAUCUGACCGAAACUGCUGGACAAAAUGUCCGCGUAUUGUACGCUGAUAGUGUUUAAAUAACAUCAAAUUAACAUCAACCCAUAUUUAAUUGAAACAGGUUUAAUAAAUAUCAACAUAUAAUAUUAACAAUUAUAUAAAUAACAUAUUUAAUAACAAUAACAUCUCUGGCAAUAAGGGGGUACAGGAGUCCACUCAUGGUCGAACCGAGCUGGGGCAACGCAUGGCUAGACAGUAGAAAUUUUUUGUUGCGAAACUGAAAAGUCAGCACCUGAGAGGAGCUGAAGGCCAUGAGUCUGAGGCAGUUGUAAGUAGAACAACUGCGGAAUCUGAGUAGGAGUAGUUCUCCUGUGAGAGUGACCUCUUUCACAAUACAUGAUAACGCCAAGCAAUAUGAAAGUCAAGAAGUAAAAGUCGAGAUGAUCUACCACUGCUUCAGUGUAGCAGACGACAGGAACGAGAACGAAGCCAGAAAUACGAACGAGUCUCUCGUGCCCUAAUUGAUAAAACUAUGUAAGUACUAAGUGGUAACUCUACUAUCCUUAGACAUCAUGAAGAGUAGACUGGGUCCUUAAUUUGGUUAUUUAAAAUAUAGUUAAUAAUAACUCAAACUUAAAGUAUGUAAUAUCAAGGUUGUGGACCCUCUAUAGAGGAUCCGAUUUUGAUGAAACAUAAAAUAUAUGUUAAGAUCUGAAAGAUCUUGGUUCCUUUCAAUAUUCACACAUAUUGGUCAUUGGACCGUAACUUCCUGGAUCAUGGCCCCUGAUUGUAGGAAAAUCGUGUUUUUAGUGUGUGAACCCUCUAGAUGUCACAAUUUUUAUUCGAUUUAAAAAAAACCAUUUAAUCGAACUGAAACUGCCUGAUAAAAUGGCCACUUCUUGUACGCAAAUAGUGUAAAAGUAUGUAAUACCAAGUUUGUGGACCCGCUAGAGUUCACAAUUUUUAUCUGAUUUUGAUGAAACUUAAAAAUAUGUUUAUAUCCCGAAGAUCUCGGUUCCUGUAGAUAUUCACACAUAUCAGACUGUAACUUUGUGGAUUAUGGACCCUGAUUGUACAAAAAAUCGCUUCUCUUUUUGAGCUUGUUCUCCGUCUGUCUCUUGCAAUAUGUGAUCAUAUCUUGCAUGGCAACCGCUUGUUAAACAACAGUAGGAACCCAAUAUUUUUUUAUGAAUAUAAACGAAUCUGAACAAUUUGCUAACAGUGGUUUGAAACUAAACAUUAGAUACAGAAACUUCCAGUAAAACACACAUCUACAUGAUACCCAAGUUAUAUUUAAGAUGAUAGUAAUUGGCAUUCUUUGAAACAAAAUGUACCAUAAAUCUGAUGUGAGAAUUUGGCCAAUAAUUUGGCAAUGAAAGCCCAAGUUCACACAUUUUAUCCCCAUACAAACAUUCAUUUAAAAUCUCAAUAAAAGGAAAUUUUAUUAAUA
Molecule: messenger RNA, 2744 nt
Organism: Patella vulgata (common limpet)
Lineage: Eukaryota; Metazoa; Mollusca; Gastropoda; Patellidae
Product: nuclear cap-binding protein subunit 2
Exons: 4
Coding region: 79-570 (163 amino acids)
Biological process (GO): mRNA cis splicing, via spliceosome
Cellular component (GO): nuclear cap binding complex
Molecular function (GO): RNA cap binding
Source: RefSeq, a predicted model, not a curated record